Messenger RNA from Diabrotica balteata, 1239 nucleotides. The record is from the annotation of a GenBank genome assembly. NCBI's taxonomy places the organism in Eukaryota, Metazoa, Arthropoda, Insecta, Coleoptera, Chrysomelidae.
AGUGUGACACUGAAACGAACAAAGUACGUGUAGCAAAACAUGAACAAAUUAGCCAAACAUUUCGGAAAUUUGGUGUUAUCGAGGCAUUUGGCAACGGCAGCUGAUACUUUCGCGGGAUUAGUUAAGAACAAACAAGUUCCUAUAUGGAGUACCUUGUCACCACCACCAGAAAAUACACAUGGGGGAAGGAGAAUUGUGACAAUGCUACCAGGUAUAGGAUCAGGUCCUCAAAUGAUGGAAUAUGUCAAAGAAAUUUUUGAAGCUGCGUACGUUCCUAUAGAUUUUGAAGUAGUAGAUGAAUCUGACGAAAUUGCUUUACUAUCCAUCAGAAGAAACGGAGUUGCUAUAAAAGGACAUAUUCCAUCUUUGGCUGAUACUUCAUCCAACGUUAAUCUACGAGCUCAACUGGAUUUAUUCGUAUAUUUAGUACAUUGUACAAGUUAUCCUAAUGUACGAUGCAGAUUUCCAGCACUGGACAUUUAUCUUCUCAGGCAGAAUACCGAAGGCGAGUACGCGAUGCUGGAACACGAGUCAAAACCUGGUAUCGUGGAAAGCUUAAAGAUAAUCACACGAGAAAAUAGUGAAAGGUUUGGUAGGUGGGCUUUUGAAUUCGCAUCAAAAAAUGGAAGAAAAAAAGUGACCAUUGUUCACAAAGCCAACAUCAUGAAACUAUCCGAUGGUUUAUUUCUUAACACAUUGCUGGAAAUAUCGAAGGAUUAUCCAGAUAUAAUAGUAAACGACCUAAUUGUCGAUAAUUGCUGCAUGCAAAUAGUCUCUAAUCCAGGUAUGUUUGAUGUCAUUGUAACGCCGAAUCUAUAUGGAAAUAUUCUGACGAGUAUAAUUUGCGGCUUGAUCGGAGGACCUGGGUUAAUAUCCGGUCAAAAUUAUGGAAAUAAUUCGGCAGUAUUCGAAGUAGCUUCCAGACAUUUAGCAUUUGAAGAUAAGAGGUACGUAAAUCCUAUUGCCAUGAUAAACGCAGCAGUCAAUAUGUUGUUCUAUUUACAAAAAGAACAACACGCACUUUUGAUUUGUGAAGCGAUAUAUAAAACUCUAGUAGACGAAAAGAUCCACACGCCUGAUAUUGGAGGAGAAAACACAGGAGCAGAAAUGGUCAAAAGGAUCAUCAAAAAUAUUAGGGAGGGUUUAAAGACUGCCAAUAUUAGAACGUUUUAAUAUCGGUAUUAUUUUUUUAGAUUAUAUAAUGUGUAACUUAAAUAAUAAAUAAAGAUUUUAUACACG